Molecule: messenger RNA, 2491 nt
Organism: Dama dama (fallow deer)
Lineage: Eukaryota; Metazoa; Chordata; Mammalia; Artiodactyla; Cervidae
Product: zinc finger protein 665-like
Exons: 5
Coding region: 759-1583 (274 amino acids)
Biological process (GO): regulation of DNA-templated transcription
Source: RefSeq, a predicted model, not a curated record
UCCCCUGGAGAAGGAAAUAGCCACCCACUCUAGUAUUCUUGCCUGGAGAAUUCCCGGGACAGAGGAGCCUGCCGGACAGAGGAGUCCAACUCCAUGGGGUCGCAAAGAGUCGGUCACGAGUGAGCGACUAACGUUACAUUAUUUUGAGCAUAGGGACCUUUGUUGUCAAUGUGAUGCCUUUGCUUUUUAACUUCCCUUCCAGGAAGCAGAUGUCUUUUAGUUUCCUGCCGUCACCUUCCUCAGAGAUUACACUAUUAAAUUGUUCGGCCCGGAGGGGGCCCGCCUCACCUUCCCAAGCUGCAAGGCAGACCAGGCUUCCCUCCAAGGCCCGCACCCUGACAGCUUGUUUCCGCUUCCCCGGGCCGCCCCGCCUUUUCACUGCCCGCCAGCGCAGCUUCCCACAUCCUGAAGCGGAGAGCCGGCGGUGCAGCUGUCUCAGCGCAACGAGGAGGACUUCUUAUUCAGCCGCCAUUCCCGUAAAUGGUGGGGGUGGGGUGUCAUGAGAAGCAAAGACAUCGACUUCAAGAGAAAUAGAAAACUGAAAAAAGCCUGAAGAAGAACCUAUGACAAUGAAGAGGAUUGGUGAAGAACUUGCGAAGAGACGGCAACAUGAAGGAGAGUAGGUCUUGAAGGUUGCGGGUAGGCAAGGACAGAAGUUUAGGGAAAAGCAGGAUCUCCGGAGAGUUAAAGACCUCUGAAGACUUGUGUUGCCUGAGGAAGCCCUGAAGUUGAGGAAGAGGAAAGAAAAGGAGUCAGGCAUGGCUCUUUCUCAGGCACAGUUGCCAUUCAAGGAUGUGUUCAUAGAUUUCACUCCCGAGGAGUGGGAAUGUCUGGACCCUGCCCAAAGGACCUUGUACAAGGACGUGAUGGUAGAGACCCUCAGGAACCUGCUGUCUGUGGAUUUGUCUCAAAUACGUAUGAUCAAGAAAUUACAGGCAAAAGGAAACAGUGGUAAAGAAGAAAUUUUUCAAAGAGUGGUGUUUGGAAGAGCCAUAAGCCAUGAAAUCGAAGAGUGUCUGUGGACAGAUAAUGAAAGAAAUGACAGAGGGACCUCUAUAUCCCAUAACAAAAAUCUCACUGAUAGAAGAGGUCAUGGUAGUAGAAGUGAUGCAGGAAAUAAGCCUGUUGAAAGGCAUGGAUCAGGCUUUCAAGAUCAGUUGCAGAUUCUUGAAUCUGAAGGGACAGUUUCUGAAUGUAGUCAGGUUGUGGCAAAUAUCAACAGUAGCGCCUCAGGUUUGCCACCUCAGAGAACUCGUAGUGUCCGUAAAGGCAAUUCUCAUAAACGUGAGAGUGCUGUUAUGCAUCCCUCAGAUCUGGGACCAGACCAGAAAGGACACAAGAAAAAAACUUACAGUUGUAAUAAGUGUAACAUGACUUUUCUUCAGGACUCAGAACUCACUAGACAUCAAAGGAUCCAUACAGAAAGAAAAGCAUAUAAAUGUAACAUAUGGUCUAAGGCUUUUAAUGAUAAAUCAACCCUUGUAGUUCAUCAGAGAAAUCAUACUGGAGAGAAACCAUAUAAAUGUGAUGUAUGUGGCCACUGCUUUAAACAGCAUACACACCUUCUGUCAGGGAAUGUUUGACGGGAGGAUUCCUACGUGCUGUCUCUCAUGAGUCCUUUGUCCCUCUUCAAGCGGAACAGCAUGCUGCUCCCAGGGACUGAGAUCAUUGUGUGAGGCAAGCAUGAGUCUCCUUUAGUAAACAUUCUCCUUAGGAGAAACAGCUUAAUCUCCUUCCCCUUUCUUGAGAUAUGGAUUGUCUCCUGACCUUGUGACUAACAUUACCCCUUGUUCCCUUGGUAAUGGUUGCUGUACAUUUGGUUUUCUGAUCUCUAUCAUUCCCAAAAGAAGUUUCUUGUACUGCAGCCUAUAUAUACUCAUAGAAAAAUCAUUAAAGCACCUUUGCUCCAUCAGAGCUUAGGUCCCCGGGUCUUUUUUGUCUCUCUCUCUCUCUCUCUCUCUCUCUCUUUUUCUGGCUGACUCUCUGGAGCGUCGAGACCUGUCGUGCUCACUUUUCUGCCCGGGCUUCUAAGACCCCCUCGAGAGGGCGCCUGGUGCCUUCGUGAGUGAUGCAAAUCCUGUGUCAAGGACUUUAUUGGUCCUCUGCGUAAACCAAGGGAUAUCAGCCUCUUUUUCUCUUUCACUUUCUUAUCGUCGACUCCGUACCACAAGGUUCCAGUCCAUUAAAGACCCCAACAACCUUCAACAUCAUUGGUGAGUUCAUACUGGAGGGAAACCAUAUAAAUGUGAUGUGUGUGGAAAGGCCUUUAGUCGAAAAGCAAGGUGUACGGUUCAUCAGACCCUUCGUACUGGAGAGAAACCGUAUACAUAUGAAGUAUGUGGCUGUGGCUACAUUCGAAAGUCACACCUUGGAAUUCAUUGGAGAGUUCAUACUGGAGAGAAACCAUAUAAAUGUAAUGUGUGUGGCAACUGCUUUAAACAGUGUACAUACCUUCAACAUCAUCAGUGAGUUCAUACUGCAGAGAAACCAU